Merops nubicus (carmine bee-eater) is the source of this 865-nucleotide messenger RNA. RefSeq names its product synaptonemal complex protein 3 (gene SYCP3). The record is from RefSeq and is a predicted model, not a curated record. Bases 10 to 726 code for a protein of 238 amino acids. Lineage: Eukaryota; Metazoa; Chordata; Aves; Coraciiformes; Meropidae. Gene Ontology annotation, biological process: meiotic cell cycle; spermatid development. The transcript is spliced from 8 exons. Gene Ontology annotation, cellular component: synaptonemal complex.
AAUUUCAUUAUGGCGCCAUCGGGAAGGAAGCAUGGAGGAAAAGCUGGUAAACCAGCACAGGAAGAUAAAGCUCUACCUGCCUAUGGUUUUCAGGAGGAAGGAAAAGAGCUGAGUGGAUCAGAGGAAAAUAUUACGGAAGGUGAAACACCAGUAAUGGACAAGCAUGGAAAGAAAAGACCUUUGAUGACUACUCAUGUGGUUCCAGAUGAUGUAGGGGGUGAAGUACAGAAUAUGCUAGAAAGAUUUGGAGCUGACAUUAACAAGGCUCUUUUAGCGAAGAGGAAGAGAUUAGAAAUGUAUACAAAAGCCUCACUCAAAACCAGUCACCAGAAGAUAGAACAUAUUUGGAAAACACAGCAAGAGGAAAGGCAGAAGCUCAACCAUGAGUUCUCCCAGCAGUUCCUGACUUUGUUUCAGCAAUGGGAUGUAGAUGUGCAGAAAGCAGAGGAGCAGGAAGAAAAACUGUCGAAUCUGUUUCGCCAGCAGCAAAAAGUUUUUCAACAGGCAAGAAUAGUUCAAAGUCAGAGACUGAAAACGGUUAAGAAACUCUAUGAGCAAUUCUUGAAGAGCAUUGAAGAGCUGGAGAAGAACAAUGAAAAUCUUCUAGCUGGUGCACAAAGUGAACUUCGCAAAGAAAUGGCCAUGUUGCAGAAGAAGAUUAUGAUGGACACCCAACAGCAGGAGAUGGCAACUGUUCGCAAGUCUCUUCAGUCCAUGUUAUUCUGAUGGCUCAGUGGAGAAACAACUUGUACCUAAGCAACACGAUACAAGUAUAGGCAUUAGCCGUAGAGAAGGAUGUUACGAUUAAAAUGUUUUAAAGUUCCUAUUAAUUGAUUCAUCUUUUCAUGGAUUGUUCUAAUCUUGU